UCGUUCGGUUUCUCCGUUUAAUGUAAAAUUACAAAUAAAUUUCUAUAAAAUAUACAUUCUUACUUAUCUUUAUGAUACACUACAAUGCAAAUAUUUUCAACAAAUUAAAUGUGUGCGUUUAUUGUGUCAUAGUUUGGGAACAAUAUGCCGGGUCUGAUAGCACUCGUUAUUGUGGGAGUCACAUUAUAGUUUAUGUUUUUAAGAAAAAAACGUAUAUUUUAUAGUGCUUUAAAGUGCCGUGAAUAAUCCUAAUCUCGGUGUUUGGUGUGAAGUGAAAAUUUGUGCUAUAUUUAGCUAAUUAAAAUGGGCAUCAUUAAAAUUAAAUAAUUUGUUCUACAAUAUUACAAAUUAAAAACAAAUCCAAAAAUAGAUAAUUAAAUAAUUAAUAUUCCAUUGGGGUUUGUGAUUUUUAAAAUAGAAUUAGCGGUUCACGACUUUAUUAGUGAAAUGUGUAACAGGAAAUAAUUGUUAUUGAUAGUGCACCAGUGAGCAAGUGAAUUGCGGAGGACGAGGCCAAUUAUUGAUAUUUGACCCUUGAUUUGAAGUUGGAAAAUGAGGCGAAAGCCAACUUUUCCAGACUCCUUAACUGAUCUUCACCGAUUCAGAAAAACCGCCCAUGGUCACGAUGGAUCUAGUCGAAUCAUUAUGGUUCGGAAAACUGAUCAGCGGACGUUUGCCUCCUUGAACGAUGGCGAAGAACCUACUUUAAAUACCGUAACCAGAGAGACAGUAGAAACAUUCCGAGGGCAGAGAUCCGAAUGCAAGGUAACAACCGAGAAGAAGGAUUUUGGAGAAAAAUGUCCGCCAGAGAUUGUGGAAGCUUUAGCAGAAAAAGCCAGUCAAACGCCAAAGAAAACUCCCGUUAGAAAAUCUUCAAAUCCAAAAAGCGAUUUUCAACUCGAAUGCCUACGAGCCCACAAUGCAUAUCGAAAAUCUCAUGGGGUUCCGCCUUUGAAACUCGACAAGGAAAUUUGUAAAUUUAGUCAGCAAUGGGCUGAUCAUUUAGUAAGACGAGGUGCCUUAGUACAUAGCAAUAAUCGAGACUACGGAGAAAAUAUUUUUAUGAUGCAGUCAUCAAAUCCCAACUUUACUGUGUCUGGGAAUGAAGCUGUUGACAGUUGGUAUGAUGAAAUCAAGUUUCACAAAUUUGGAGAGGAACCAAAGAGCCUGAGCUCCGGCCAUUUUACUCAAGUAAUCUGGAAGGAUUCCACACAACUUGGAGUGGCAUUUGCUAAGCACAAAGAUACAGUUAUCGUGGUGGCCAAUUACUAUCCGCCCGGAAAUAUUAUCGGUAGUUUUUCUAAAAAUGUUCCACCUCCUGAAGAACUUUUACCAAGCCAUAAUAACAAUAACACCAUAGAACUUUCAGGUAUAAAAUUCAAAGUUUAUUUUUCUUUUAAUUAUUGUUUUGUAUAUUUUAUAGCCCCAUUAAGUAAAUUAUCAAUUACAUCAAGAAGCUCCAGCAAAGAUCUUCGAUCAGUAACUGAAGGAAGUUUCAAUGAAGUUUUCCUAGAGGCCCAUAAUAAUUAUCGCAAAAUGCAUGGAGUUGCGCCAUUACAACUGGAUAAAAGUCUCUGUAGGUAUGCGGAGGAAUGGGCUAAGCAUCUUGCUUCAAAGAACAUCUUGGAACAUCGUCCAGAGAGUAAUUAUGGAGAAAAUAUUUAUUGCUUAUAUACUUCGGAUCCAAGUUUUAAGAUUAAUGGAAAUACUCCAGUGGACACAUGGUAUGAGGAAAUAAAAAACCAUCCUUUUGGUCGCGAGCCAAGUAACUUAAAAUCUGGCCACUUUAGCCAAGUUAUUUGGAAAUCAAGUGAAACUUUAGGAGUAGGAGUAGCCAAAUCAACACAAGGUAGUAUAUAUGUUGUAGCCAACUACUUUCCCGCCGGAAACUUUAUUGGACACUAUGUGGAAAACUGUCCACCGGUCAAGCCUAAAUUCUAUAAAAACAUAUCUGAUAGGCCUGAGGUAGAUGAUUCGACUGAUGGUUUAGGAGAGAACAGGAAGACUGAUGUGGAAGAUUUGGCAGACGAGUUUGCCCGGGAAGCGCUAAAGGUUCACAACGAAUAUAGGAGAAAGCAUGGAGUUCCAGAUAUAAAACUUAGCAGAGAGAUCUGUAGUUUUGCCCAAGAUUGGGCGGAAACAUGUGCACGCACAGCUAGUCUACAACAUAGAGCAAACAAUCCAUAUGGAGAAAAUAUAUUUUCCAUGUAUUCGUCUGACUAUAGCCACGUUCCGACAGCUCGUGAUGCAGUAAAAGAAUGGUAUGAUGAAAUAAAGAAAUACACGUUUGGAGUUGAAAGGGUUCCUCAGGGUAGCCUGCAUUUUACCCAAGUUAUCUGGAAAGCAUCUACUACCUUGGGAGUAGGAAUCGCAAAAAACAAAAAAGGUCAAACAUAUGUGGUUUGCAACUAUCAUCCAAAAGGCAAUUUUAUCGGUCAAUUUUCUGAAAAUGUACCCAAACCCAGACCUUGACGACUCACAAGGAAACCGAAACGUCACGUUACAUUUUCACUUCUGCCAAGUUCCACACUUUAAGAAGCCUUACUUAUGCUAAUCUAAUUAAUACUGAAAGACUUAUCCGAAUUUAAACAUUCCGUUCUUGAUUAUAUAGAAGAUGCUGUGGUGUUUUUAAUAUCUGUAGGCUUAGGAUAACAUUUACUUUUAAAGUUUUAUUGAACUUCAUUGCUCAUUUAUUAUAAAAAAGCACCAACAUUUACAUUACGCACACAUUCAUAAAUAUGCUGAUGGGUUUUUUAAAAAUUAUGCAGGUUAUGCUAGCAUGUUAGGUUUCAUUUUGAUUUCUUAAAGGGCUUUUCAAUUUUUUUUUUAAGACAUUUUAAUUAGAUAAUUUUUUUUAUUACCGCUCGAAGUUGAGUUCACUGAAAGCUGGCUGUUCAUAGUUCACAAGUUAAGGUAAUGUAGAAAUUUAAAAGAUUUAAAAUAAUUUAAUUCGUGUAGUUUCAAUGGUUUUGUUUCUAUCAGCUUAUCGAUUUUAACGAUUUGUUUAUAUUUUUUAAUUGAUGACUUCGAACACAAGUUAUCCAUAGAGCCAAAUGCCAGAUCCAGGUCAAUUUUUUUAGAUCUGUUCAAAUUAAAGAUUAAUAUUAUAAUGUAGAUACAAUUAAUAAUAAAUUUAAAACUAAAGGGAGUAAUUAACAAUUUAAAAAAAUUAAGUCUUAAAAAAUAUAUAUUAAUCACAUGAAAUAAAGAGUAAUAUGUAAAAAUAUCUUUGUUUGAUGGCAUAUUCAAGAUUUUAUAGAAUAUUAAAAAAGGACCGGUAUUUUUAUAUAGGAUCAUUUACAUAAAGAACAAAUCAGCAUGUUCUUAGAAGUAAGAAAACUGAUUUAGUAUCACACGAAAUUACAAAAACAUGAACUUCUCACUUGUCUAAUAUCCAAUACUGAAAAAAGGAAUCAGCCUAAAAGAGAAUCUAUCAGAGGUAACUUCCUCGUAUUUUUUUUGGGUUAGACUAGAUGUUACCUCAAUCAAACACUUCGGGAGAUUCUUUGCAGAUUGAGAUAUUUUGAGUGGUUCGAAAAGCAGCAAUAAUACACCCGAAUCAACUUUGAGUACCGAAUGAGAAUAUUACUAUAUUAGAAGCUUCGAUAAGACCUUCACAUUAAAUACACAUAAAAUAUACAGGACGAUUACCAGAGACAUGCGGCCAUUUUCUAUCGAUAAUUGAAGACCCUAGACUUUGCGCACGCGCCUCUACGUCACCCUGACAUCUUGUCACAUUUUUGUUUGCGCCUUGUGGCGUUUUAAAUAAUGUAGCAACACAACACCACCCUUCUUAGAUAAUCAUCGAGCGACUCGACCUGUGCAAGAAGAUUUAAAUAAUGCUCACCGAUAAUUGAUAAUUUUGAAUUUACAAGUUCCCUCUCGAUUACAAAGUUAUGUAACAAUAUCUAAUCAAGAGUGAACAAUAAAUGGGUACCUAAAGUAAACAUCUAUAAAUGUCUAUAAGCUUAUUAAUAGAAAAACAGAGCUUUAAAUUUUGGUGGUCGGCUAUUUAUUGAAAAAAAUAGGUGGUGAUUCAUCAGAAUCACUUAAAAUAUCAUUACAAUCCAAAAAAUGUACAUUUUUGGGGCACAUACGUGACAGAUGUCCCCGCUUUUUACAUUUGUUAUAGGUAUAGGACUUAUACUUACAAUAUUUAAGGUUAUGAUUUAUGUUACCGCAAGCAUUGCACGUGUCUGAUGCCUUAGGUGUUGGUUUGGCUCUGUUCCCCUCUGCGGCUGAGCGACCUUUACCCCUAUUGUAGAGAAUGUUUGGAACUGGAUUUCACUGAUUUCACUCAAAUUGUAUCAGAGUAACAUUAGAAGCCUGCCUGAAAGGUUGCAGCCAGUAGUGGAGAGGUAGGGCAACUGGACAAACUACUAGACAUUUUAUGCCAUAUCCAGUUUGAUUUUUUUUUCAUAUUUUUUUAAAUCGAUACUUCAAAGCACAGAUGUGCUAUGUCCAGGCGUCUGGCCCCUUCCAUGCUCUUUUAGUGCCCUCGCCUGACGUUCCUUUUCUCUUCGUAGGGUAUCUCGUAAUCUCAUUCACCUGCCUUUGUGUUCAACGACAUCCCUCUUAGCUUCCUCCUUCUGCCACCUAAAAUAGUGUCUCCAUGGGCCGUGGCGAAGACCGGUGGCAAACUUCUCUCUGAGGAUUCUUGUUAGGCUGUUCACAAAGUCAAUACUUAGACUUUUCCCUCUGGCAUACCAUUCGGCAAUUGAUUCGUCCUCCUUCUGUAUGGAGUUAUAGAAUUUGUGUCUUUAUCUUUAGAUAUUCAAUUGUGGGGAAAACGGUUGGGAUAGGUGCUUGAUCAAAUCUGAAAAUCUUUUUGAUUUAGGAAAAUCAGGGUGACAAAGGUUACGGAGUAAUUUGUAGCAUUCUACCCCAAUAACGCUUAGUAACGUGGUGACUUUAAUCUUCUCAUCGUCGAUUAAAUUAGCAACAGAAUACUGCUUCAGUUGUUCAUUAGAAAUAGUCCAGUCCUGAUAAUCAGGGUUAAAUUCCUUGGGCGUUCCUGCCAUUAUUACUAGAGAAAAAUAGAUUACUUGACGAUUUAAGAAUGUGAGCCCUCUUUGUCCUUCUAGGUUAUGUCGACAACGUGUUGGAAAAGUAUGGGAAAAUUGCAAGGAAAAUUGUUUCGUGCCUAAUAUAGGAAAUAAACAAUAGGAUGCCUUCUUAUACUAUAUUUACAUCCUUCCCACUUGCCGAGCCUCGUGCUUCUGGUAGCCUAGCACCCCUUCGAUCUAACGUCCUUUAUCCUCGUCGCCAUUUGUGAUGUUCUGAGUGGUUCGGGAAGCAGCAAUAAUACACCGGAAUCAACUUUGAGUACCAUUUAAUAAGAAUAUUGCUAUACCAGAAGUUUCGAUAAGACUUUUACAUUUAAAAAUACAUAAAAUAUACAGGACGAUUACCAGCGACAUUCAGCCAUUUUCUAUCGAUAAUUAAAGACCCUCAUCUUUGCGCACACGCCUCUAUGUCACCCUGACAUCUUACUACAUUUCCGUUUCCACCUUGUAGUGGGCAUUUUAAAUAAUGUAGCAACACAACACAGGUAAGGAGGUACUUUUUCUCCUUAAUCUACUAUGUACAUAUUAUCUUAAUAGUUAAUCUAUCAGAUAACUACCUCAUCUGUUACAUCUAUGUAAAUGAUCUGAAAUUCAUGUUCCAGAUAUUUUAACUAUUCAUAUGAACAAAUUCUUAUGAUUAAAUAUAAUUUUAUUAGUAAACAACUGGAUCUAAUUAGAAAGUUUAGAAAGUAAUAAAAGUAGGAAUAAGAAUAGUCUAAAAAGAAGUCUAUAAAGGAAAUCUGAAGAUUAAUGAUUUUUUACGUACCGAAAAUAAUCGCAUAGGCAUGACAUAAGCCACACAGAUUAAAAUCUGUGAGGAUUAAAUUCGGAAUACAUAAAUAGGAAUAAAUAAAAAAAACCCUGGAUUUCCUGCAGAAGUCUUUAAUAUAAAAGAUAACCAUUUGAAAAUAAAAGUCAAAACCGGAUCUUACGAAAACUCCUUCUUAUCGAUCUUACGAAGUCUCUUGAAUAUAACUCCUAUAGUAACAAUAACGAAAAAGAUUUAUCAAAAUAAACGUUUGUUUAAACAAAGUGGAUACCAAAUUGAUAAUAGAUACUAGGUUUACAGAGAAGCAAUGGCUUAAACUAUUAAAUUAUCGUAGUACAGAAAUGUGAGUUAGCACAUAAUUAUGAAUGUUUUUUUAUAUUUGUAGGUGACUAGGCAUUUUGCCUAAUAAAGCCUAUGAGAAUAAAAGCUAUCUAUCUCUCAAAAUGACAAAGUAAAAAAUAUUAAGUAUAUUUCAAAUACACUCACAGUAAUAUUCUACCAGUCUAAAAAGAAGUCUAGCAAAGGCAACUCCUAUGUUGAUACAAUAUUAACAAUAAUACCAAAUAAUUUUGUGAGUGUAGUACAACUAAGAACACUAGGGUAAUAUUGAACAAACCAGAAAUGAAUUUAAUUUUUAGUUUUUUUUUCAAUUUUUGAAAAAUGCCUGGACAGAGAAAAGAAACUAGACCUAGAGUAUUGUUUGAUUGAUUAGGAUAAAGCGUACAUUGCAGUCCUUACUAUUAGUUGUUGAAUGUAUAGACUUAUACAAAAUUUCGCUUUUGUAUAUUUCUAUACAUAAACCUGCGUUGAUCGCAUUAACUUUUACAAGAGACAAGCUUAAAAAAAUGGUUUAAACUAGCAUUAAUAAAAUCUUAUAUAAAGAUUUUUGAAGAGCUGUGAUGUUCUAGUAGCGUUUGAAAAACUAAAAUUAGACUAUCUGGUCUGCUGAUUACAUUAAAAAUAUGACUAUUUUUACUUAAAUAUAUACAAGAGCAAAUCUGUUUAUUUUAUAAAGAUAUAAAAGAAAAAAUGUUAGUUCUUAAUAAGAAUGUUAGGAAGCUCAAUUUAUCCUGGAUAUCAAGGUAGGGGAUAACCCUGCAUUAAAAUAUCCUAGUCUCGUGGCAAGAUCUAGAGCCUUAAAGAAGAGGGAUGUAAAAUUGUAUAAACGGUGUGAUUCUGAUAGAAUUAUUACUUAUAAUAUAUUAAUAAACUAUAUUGAAUAUGAAAUUUUAGUAAGCCAAAGAAUCAAAUAAGGGUGAUAAAAUCAGAUUCUCUAUUGCAUUUUUGUGAACAUAUAAGCGUUAAUAAACGUAAAAGGGAAUAAUACUUAUUCAAAUUGAACUCGCGGACUGCGUUUAUAACAGAACUAAAAAUUGAACAGUUUUCAUCAGCCAGAGUUCUUAUAUUAUAAAGCGUAGUUUUUCUUUUUAAGGAUUUAUUCUUACAUCUAUUUAUCAUUUGCAGGACAAAUGAGACAUAGUACAUUUGGCUAGCCUAACCUGCUAAUUUUUAACAUAAAAUAUUUCCAUAACACAUAUCAAAUUUAUUACAUUCCGCCCACUACAUCAGUUAUCACUAAUUUAAUAUAACUGAAAACCAAUGGUAGAUAACCUAAGAGCCAUUUUUUAGAAACGGCCUUGUAAAUUUAAUUACAUAAUAUGUUUUUUACACGCAGUAUUUUUGAAAAAAAAAGUCUUCCUUAACAUACCUGUAAAAUAAAUAUUAAUAUCUAUUUGAUUAUGAUAUAUGUAGGACAAUAUAUAUAUUGAAUAAAUAAAUAUAAUAUACUUUUACUAACAAUUAUAAUUUAAAAUAUCAGAUCAUAUGAUUUACAUGGAAGCCAAAGAUAAUAUUCAUAAAAGCUAAAAGCGUCUUAUGUUUUUUAAUUUUGAGAUAAUUUGAUGAAAAUUUUCUACAAUUUUCAUUAAAAGAUUUUAGUUAU
Messenger RNA from Anthonomus grandis grandis, 7777 nucleotides. RefSeq lists its product as uncharacterized. The coding region runs from base 553 to 2472 and encodes 639 amino acids. NCBI's taxonomy places the organism in Eukaryota, Metazoa, Arthropoda, Insecta, Coleoptera, Curculionidae. The transcript has 8 exons. Gene Ontology annotation, cellular component: extracellular region. The record is from RefSeq and is a predicted model, not a curated record.